AUGGAAAAAAUAAGACGAAAGGAAGAGAGAGCUGCUGCGUCCCUCCCGCUCCCCGCCCGACGCCGCAUUGCCCUCCCGUCCCCCUCCGCGCCCACCCAAGGGCAAGGAGUCUCUUUGGCCGAUGCGUUCGACCCCGGGGCGCCGCCGCCGUUCGGACUAGCCGACAUCCGCGCCGCCAUCCCCAAGCAUUGCUGGGUCAAGGACCCCUGGCGCUCCAUGAGCUACGUCCUGCGCGACGUCGUCGUCGUGCUCGGACUCGCUGCUGCCGCCGCGCCUCGACAGCUGGCUCGAUACUGUAUUCAGUUGCACAUUAGUUAUUUGUUCAUUGUAUUGUCUUCUCAGGUCCUGCCUAUGCUCCCCAAUAUUGUUAAUCUUCCUAUGGAUAAGUUUCAAACUGCCCUUUCACGAAUCUUGCAGGGAUCACCACGAAAUGGCCCUUCUCUUGAUCCAUCAGAAAUUUUGAUUGCGAUUCAUUUAAUAGAUCCUGAUAAGGAAGGAAUAGCACUCAAACAGGUUAUAGAUGCGUGCGCGGCAUGCUUCGAGCAAAGAACAAUAUUCACCCAGCAAGUUCUGGCAAAAGCACUAAAUCAACUGGUUGAACAGAUUCCUCUUCCUUUGCUAUUCAUGAGGACUGUUAUGCAAGCAAUAGGCGAUUUUCCUGCCUUGGUGGAUUUUGUGAUGGAGAUCAUGUCACGCCUUGUUAGCAAAUUUGGAAAUAUCCUAAGUUAUGGGUAUGAUUCCUGAAGUGUGCUAUCUUGACGAAACCUCAGUCAUAUGGUGUGUUACUGCAGUUACCAGCUCCUCAACUUGAAAAUGCCUUGAGUAAGAAUCCCACACUGAAGGCGCCCUUGGUUGAGCAUGCCAAUCAGCCAAACGUUCCAUCAACUCUUCC
Messenger RNA from Phragmites australis (common reed), 892 nucleotides. RefSeq lists its product as uncharacterized. Gene Ontology annotation, molecular function: oxidoreductase activity, acting on paired donors, with oxidation of a pair of donors resulting in the reduction of molecular oxygen to two molecules of water. Lineage: Eukaryota; Viridiplantae; Streptophyta; Magnoliopsida; Poales; Poaceae. The record is from RefSeq and is a predicted model, not a curated record. The transcript has 9 exons. Bases 1 to 744 code for a protein of 247 amino acids.